AUGCCUGACACGAUUACGGUGGGCCGGGCCGUGUCGGGCCGGGCCGGCCCGUUUGGCCAGCCCGGUAAGUACCGUUGGCCCCCCGCGGAAGCCAAUUGGGUUCCAACCGCGCUCCUGUUUUCAUCCCUGCCCGGCUCGUCGGCGGGAAAAAUAACCAACAGAAUCGCCGUCGCCGCUGCCGCUGCCGUUGGCUUGGAUGGGGGCGAUGACGGUCCCGGCGCGGGCGGACCCCUCCGCGUCCUCGACGUCGAUGCCCGGGCGCUCCACGCCACCGCCCGCGCGGCCGUGUCCACCGCAUCUAUCCUCGUCCCCGUCGCCGCCGCUGCCGUUGGCUUGGAUGGGGGCGAUGAAGGUCCCGCCGGGGGCGGACCUCUCCGCGUCCUGGACGUCGAAGCCCAGGCGCUCCACGCCACCGCCGGCGCGGCCGCUUCGGCCGUGGCCACCGCACCUAUCCUUGUCCCCGUCGCCGAAUCCGGACAACCAGCUUCGCGCCAUAAGUCCCGGACGCUCUGCUCCACAGCCCGCGUCGGCUCCACGCCCCGUCGCGACCUCGGCUCCCCAAAUCUUCUGCAGAAGUCCAUGGGCGUAGCAUUGCGCGACAUAUCAACCAGAUGGUUUCAACCAUCAUUAGAAUCAUGUAUUCAGUCACAGGGUCCUCGCUUGUUGAUGGUUGCUCCAAGGUGAUACACACACUCUCCAGAUAUGUCAUUGAUCCCCUGGGAACAGAAGAAGAGAAAAGCGGGUUCAUUAGCUCUCUCUGCAGUCCCUUUUUCUGCUUGCUUGAUGAGCACCAAGGAAAGUGUAUCUUCUGGUUCUGCUCUCUGCAUCACUGCACUUAUCCAGUCCAACAAUUGGCAAUUUGCAUCUCGUGACUUAGUUAACCACAUCUGCUUAAAAGUCUCAGGGGCCUUAGAGGAGGUACACUGCCAGACCAUUGAACACUUGAGCUUCGUGAUUGCCCUGACUAAGCAGAAGCAGCUUAAAUUUGGGCAUUGGCAGCCAUUGAUCAGAUCUGGUUUGGGCAUUUUAGUUGAGAGCACUAAAGCACACAAUUCUGAGAUGGCCAUUGCAUCAAUUGAAAUGGUACAGUCCAUCGUGAAGACUUUGGACCUGGGCAUCAUGUCUUAUGAGAUUGGUAGCAUUGUCGAAGCAAUGGAGCAGCUGCAAGGUGUUUGUGAGCCAGCAAUAAGAAAUGCUGCUUGUCAGCUAGCUCAGAUUGCCAGUGACUUGUGCAACCAGAUAUCAUCUUCUCCGUCUUGUUUUCCAAAUACUCGCAAGAGAAGAAGGAGUAAUGCUGAAGAAAUUGCAUAUGCAUAUCAUGCACUUUUUGUCUGCAAUUUUGACAAGUCUGAUUGGGUGUCGCUUCACGCUUACGCAAAAGAUAACAGAGGUUCAUUGGUAGACAAACUCAACACACCUCGAAGCACCAACCCCGAGCAUGUCUCAAAAACAACGUGCAAUGAUCUGAAGCUCAUCACCAGGAAGUUAUAUCAACUGAUGGAGCAUGCACAUGAGGCUGGACUGACCCUUUGUGGUCAGUUCAGCUCAAGGAACUUUGUGAUGGACAACUACAAAAAUGUCAAGUUUACAGAAACUACAGCAGAGGCAGUGAAAAUGAUUCAUGAAGAAGGUGUGGAGAUGAAGGAGGAGGACAUUCAUGCAUUUGUCUAUAUGAUGAAGAGAGAGGUCUUUGACAAUGAACCACCACCAGCCGAUAUGUCAAAGUGGCUGUCUUUGUUGAGGGCUGUGAUGGUAGCAUCUCUGAAAUACUCAAAUAUCAUAUCAAUCUGAUGGAUGAACACCAGAGCGCCUCCGCUUUCUCAUCUAUGUACGACAUACUGUUGGAGAUGGAAGAGAAUGACCGUGGUUCUUUUGAGGCAGUUAUGCAGGAGCUGAAGGGGGAACCUUUGCAUUCUGACUGGCAGCAGCUUGUGAACUGUAGUAGGGGAAACGGCUACCUGAAUGAAACAUUCAAAUACAGAAAGGAGAGGGUUGGUGUGGACUACGAGAACGACCCGGAGGGUCUGCUGCAAAUGUUACGGAACUCUAGGCAGCACUCGGCAAAGUUCAAAGAAGCGGAGUUUUCUCGAAUUGUUGCUGAGCAUUAUCCACACCUUCUGUCGGACCUGCAGCUCGCGUUGCAUAGGCAGAAGAAACUGUCAAAUUUGAACCUUAGAUACUCAAUGGCCUGAAGUGUGAGUGUUUGCCACACUCAAGAGUAAUUGCGUAUAUUAGGAGCAUGCAAGAAAGGGCAGAAGCUGCCUGUAUGGCACUUGUUUGGCCAAGCUUUGGUCUGACCCUGGAACAUAGGCUGGAGCAUCUCUGUGUUAGCAGUCUUAUGUUUGCUAUACUCAAGAGUAACUGUGUAUACUAGGAGCAGAAGAAAGGGCAGAAGCUGUACUCUUGUACGACACUUGUUUGGCAAAACUUAGAGAUGAUGAAACCUGGCCCUACAGCAAGAAUUCAGCAGGCUGGGGCAUCUGGCUUGAAGUUUUCCAUUUCUAGCUGAUCCGUGCACAGAGAGAGAGAGAGAGAGAGAGACUAGCCUAGCCCGUUGAACAUUAACUCCUCGUUAAUGAUUGCUCCAUCAUAUUUGGCAUUUUCAAUUCAUAGGCAGCCUAGCCUAGCCUGUUGGACAACCCAAGACACAAACAAGCUUUAUCCUAGAAAUCCCAUCUACUAGUUCACACAAAAGUUCCCCAAACAGAAUCACAAGCAUACGAUCAUCAGCUACAGCUCACAGGUAAAAGAACAAGGCUAACAACAAGUACCUUUUUACAUCUCGAAUUUGUAUAAAUCUAAAGUCUGAUAGCACAGUGAAAAUAUGAUUCAAAACUUCACACUUUUGACACUAUGCAUAACACUAGAGCACCAAAAAAAAGCCUCUGAAAAAUGAAACGAAAGUGGGGUGCUUCCUUCCUUGCUUACCUGACGAAUUGUCGAGGUGAGCUUCAGGAGGUCACCCUUGUACGAGGCAAAGCUCUGCUCUCCUCGUCGGGCACCUUUUUCUGCAAAUCAAACCGAAAAAGUUAGUGGCCAAAGAAUUAUAGGAAAAGAACAAGAUUAGAAACUAGGCAAGAGAACAUAUGAUCCCAGUAGCAUCAAUCAAUCAAGCGUCAAUGGAGAAGCACAUGUGUAAAUAAAACAAAGAUAACAUGGUGGCACAAAGCAACCGCAAACAUAGCAGCAAGGGAAAAUGUUGAUUGCUUAAGCAAGUAACUCGAUAUAAUGCAAAUUAAAUUUAUUCCCGCCAAGAUACUAUGUUAGUUGAAAUGGUGAGCGAAUGCUUGCAAUUUGCAACAAAAAAGGGUCUCCUUUGGAAGUUGUGGUUUUUCUCCUUAGAGUAAGGUGAACAAAAAAGGGUCUCCUUUUGGAAGUUGUGGUUUUUCUCCUUAGAGUAAGGUGAACAAAAUACUAGUAUGUUAUAAGUGACAUGCCACCUUAUUCUCUUCUUUUCUCUUUAUUCAUUUGAUUUGAGUUGGUUCAGGCAGGCAAGUGCACUGCUCUUGUCAUUUGUGCAUUACACAUGUCCCGUUUCCAUUCAAAUGUCCUGGAAUGGAAGCAGCAAUUUGAGGACUUUCUCAAAUCAAAUGGCAUGGUCCUGUACUCCUGUAACCCUGUUGUGGUUGGGAAGAAUACAUAGAGCAUCAUGUUGUGUUGCAUC
This is a messenger RNA of Hordeum vulgare subsp. vulgare (domesticated barley), 3664 nucleotides long. RefSeq lists its product as uncharacterized. NCBI's taxonomy places the organism in Eukaryota, Viridiplantae, Streptophyta, Magnoliopsida, Poales, Poaceae. The record is from RefSeq and is a predicted model, not a curated record. Bases 1 to 684 code for a protein of 227 amino acids. The transcript has 3 exons.